Molecule: messenger RNA, 1146 nt
Organism: Lutra lutra (Eurasian river otter)
Lineage: Eukaryota; Metazoa; Chordata; Mammalia; Carnivora; Mustelidae
Product: olfactory receptor 51E1
Exons: 2
Coding region: 193-1146 (317 amino acids)
Biological process (GO): G protein-coupled receptor signaling pathway
Cellular component (GO): membrane
Molecular function (GO): olfactory receptor activity; G protein-coupled receptor activity
Source: RefSeq, a predicted model, not a curated record
CUCCUUCCCCAUACCCGAGGUGCACUUUCCCAGGACACAGAAGCCAAGAAGGACAUCAGAUGCACAGUUGGCUACUGAGGGGUACCUGCUGAAAGACCCUCUGGGCAACACAUCUGCCCCCCAGGAGGGGGAAGCAGAAGGAGGGAGGAGCCUUUACCUGCCUGGCACUGGUUGAGACUCAGCUUCUUCACUAUGGUGGACCCCAAAAGCAAUGAAUCCAAUGCCACAUAUUUUAUUUUAAUAGGUCUUCCAGGCUUGGAAGAAGCUCAUUUCUGGUUGGCCUUUCUGUUGUGCUCCCUCUACCUUAUUGCUGUGUUAGGUAACCUGACAAUUAUCUACAUUGUGCGGACUGAGCACAGCCUACAUGAGCCCAUGUAUAUUUUUCUUUGCAUGCUUUCUGGCCUUGACAUCCUUAUCUCCACUUCAUCUAUGCCCAAAAUGAUGGCCAUCUUCUGGUUCAAUUCCACUAUCAUCCAAUUUGAUGCUUGUCUGCUACAGAUGUUUGCCAUCCACUCCUUAUCUGGCAUGGAGUCCACAGUAUUGCUGGCCAUGGCCUUUGACCGCUAUGUGGCCAUUUGCCACCCAUUACGCCAUGCCACUGUGCUAACAUUGCCUCAUGUUACCAAGAUUGGCAUGGCUGCUGUGGUACGGGGUACUGCACUAAUGGCACCCCUGCCUGUCUUCAUCAAACGGCUGCCUUUCUGCCACUCCAACAUUCUUUCCCAUUCCUACUGCCUACACCAAGAUGUCAUGAAGCUGGCUUGUGCUGAUAUCCGUGUCAAUAUCAUCUAUGGCCUCAUUGUCAUCAUCUCUGCCAUUGGCCUAGACUCACUUCUCAUCUCCUUGUCAUAUCUACUUAUCCUCAAGACUGUAUUGGGAUUGACACAUGAGGCCCAAGCAAAGGCAUUUGGCACUUGUGUCUCUCAUGUAUGUGCUGUUUUCAUAUUUUAUGUACCUUUCAUUGGAUUAUCUAUGGUGCACCGUUUCGGCAAGAGGCAUGACUCCCUUCUACCCAUCAUCAUGGCCAACAUCUACCUGCUUGUUCCUCCUGUGCUCAACCCUAUUGUUUAUGGAGUCAAGACAAAGGAGAUCCGGCAGCGCAUCCUUCGUCUUUUCCAUGUGACGACCCCUACUUCAGAUCCAUAG